CCGCGGCGGUGGCGCAAGCUGGUGAGAGGAGAGCGAAGGUCCGAGGUCUAAAGAAAGCCCCUUUUGCUGAAGGAACACAUUUGCUAGUAUAGUUUCAUAAUGCCAAGUACUUUGCCCUUCUGGAUCUUAAAAAAUUCUGCAAGGAGCGGCAUUGCCACGUUACAGGGGGGCAAACGUUUAUAUUCAAGGUGGGCCUCAAAUGGAAAUGAAGCAAGUUGGAGACUCUUUUCCCACCUACCAAGCACCAGAAAAAGCAGUGUCCCGUGCAGUGGCUUCACUCUGCAGAAAGCCUUAAGACAUACAUCAACAGAGGAAGAUGACUUUCAGUUGCAGCUCAGCCCUCAGCAGGUAAAUGAAGUUCUGAGAGCCGGCGAGUCAGCCCACAAAAUUCUUGACCUUGUCAGUGGAGUCCCAAAUUCGGUGUUACGGUUUGAGAGCAACCAGCUGGCUGCCAAUUCCCCAGUGGAAGACCGUCAAGGUAUCGCUACCUGCCUGCAGACCAAUGGUCUGAUGUUCGGCAUCUUUGACGGACAUGGUGGCCAUGCGUGUGCUCAAGCAGUGAGUGAGAGGCUCUUCUACUAUGUGGCCGUGUCACUGAUGUCCCAGCAGACCCUGGAGCGGAUGGAGGGAGCUGUGGAAAGCAUGAAGCCCCUGCUGCCCAUCCUGCAUUGGCUCAAGCGCCCAGGGGACAGUAUCUACAAGGAUGUCACGUCCAUGCACCUCGAUCACCUCCGUGUCUACUGGCAGGAGCUGCUUGACCUGCACAUGGAAAUGGGACUCAACAUUAAGGAAGCAUUAACGCAUUCCUUCCAGAGACUGGAUUCUGACAUCUCGCUGGAAGUCCAGGCGCCCCUGGAAGAUGAGAUGACAAGGAACCUUUCACUCCAGGUCGCCUUCUCUGGGGCAACAGCUUGCAUGGCCCACGUGGAUGGAGUUCACUUGCAUGUGGCAAACGCUGGUGACUGUCGGGCCAUCCUUGGGGUCCAGGAGGACAAUGGCAUGUGGUCUUGUCUACCCCUCACCUGCGACCAUAAUGCCUGGAACCCGGCCGAGCUGUCGCGGCUAAAGAGGGAGCACCCUGAAUCAGAGGACAGGACGGUCAUCGUGGACCACAGGCUGCUGGGCGUCCUCAUGCCCUGCAGGGCCUUUGGGGACGUCCAGCUGAAGUGGAGUAAAGAGCUGCAGCACAGUGUCCUGGAGAGGGGCUUUGACACCGAGGCCCUCAAUAUUUACCAGUUCACCCCCCCGCACUACUAUCCUCCCCCCUACCUGACUGCCAAGCCUGAGGUCACCUACCACCGGCUGAGACCCCAGGAUAAGUUUCUCGUGCUGGCCUCGGAUGGUCUUUGGGACGUGCUGGGCAACGAGGAAGUGGUGAGGCUGGUGGUGGAUCACCUGGCCGAAGCAGGUCGGCACAAGCCAGACCUGGCGCAGAGACCUGCCAACCUGGGACUCAUGCAGAGCCUGCUGCUGCAGAGGAAAGCCCAGGGCCUCCACGCAGCCGACCAAAACGCGGCCACACAUCUGAUCAGACACGCCAUAGGGACCAAUGAGUACGGGGAGAUGGAGCCUGAGCGGCUGACAGCGAUGCUGACGUUGCCAGAGGACUUGGCAAGGAUGUACAGGGAUGACAUCACUGUCACGGUGGUGUAUUUUAACUCAGACUCAAUAGACACCUAUUACAGGGGGAGUUGAGAGGCUCCCGUCUGGCCAAGGUUAACUUAAAUGCUUUGCUAAGACAUUUUUCAUUUAUCCUUAAGCUGGCUCUUCAGACCUUACUGUUAAAAAGGCAGGCAGAUGUCGCUUGCUUAAAAAUAGACUGACGUGAGCGAAAAAAACCAGCCUUGGUUUAAAAACAGUAGCAGUGAUUUCAUGGCCCCGUGUGUUUUGGUCACCUUUUCUAGGUAGAGAGGGCAGAGCAUGGAGAGCAUAUGGGCUUGGGCCCAUAGCCAAAGCCCUUUUAUAAAGACACUGUUGUUAAACUGUCAGCCUGAGCCUUCCGAGGGUAGGUUUAAUCAUCGUUCUGAGAAUGUGAAGAACUUCAGGAUUUUCUGAGGUUAUGCUGCAAAAUCGGCACACUUGUCAGUUUUCCCUCAGUUCACAGUCGUGGACAGCUAGACUAUGAAGGAAGGUUUUGUUUAGUUUUUAUUUUUAAAUUACUAAGACCUAGGUUUACAAAGCAUAUUCUAGAAUACUUUUCUCUGCAACAUUCGAACUUUUUUUGUGUGACUCUACUUGUGAAAACAUUAUGUGAUGCUACACCCUCGUUGUGUUUUAGUUUGGCCUAAAACUGAGUCCUCAGAGUUGCAAACGGGCCUGCUUGUAAGCAUGCUUGGAAUGACUCGUCUUGGUUUUCAGCCAAGAGGGGUGAGGGUGGGUAGGCCUCUGCACCAGCUGAAUUCACUUGUGCAGCUGGCAAGCGCUUCUGCUGUGUCUCACCCCUUGAACCUUGAGCCAUACUAGGAGGUAACUUCUGUCUAAGCCUUAAUUCCUGGCCUUCCCUGCAUUAAUAAAAUACCCUCCGGGGCUUAGCCUCUGGACAGGUUAAUUGAGAGCACUUAGCCUUUCUGAUUAUACCUCUCAAACGGUCUUCUGUGAAUUCCACCUAAUCCUCCUACCUUUGCUCUGCUGACUGCCUCGCUCUGCAGCUGCUGCCUCCGUGGUGCUGUCCCGGAGGAAGGCUCCCUCUCCAUAGGGUUGCAGGGAAGGAGAAGAUGUGAUUAUGUACUAUGAUAGUUGGGACAGGUCAGUGGGCAGGACUGGCACGUGCUGUGGAUUUUGGGCUUAAGACUAGACCCGAGCCUGCCUGCACUGUGAAAACACAAAGGAUUUGAGAAGUCACAAGCGAAGGCUGCCUGUUCGCCUCCUGAAAGGCAGGAGGGAAGGGGGAGGAGUGAGAUUGGUCAGACAGGACACUUGCCUGGAGACUGUGGGCUGAACGGCCUCAGCUGCUCCUCGGGGAGCAGACCAUAUUUAGUAUAGGAGUCGGGGCAAAAAUAAAAAUGUGACCCGUAAUGGCUUCUGUGGGCAGCACAGUCUUCGUGUUUAUUUCAAAUGAAGCCACGUGCCUCCUUUCUCGGGGAACGAAUUUCAUGUUCUCAUGAAUGGCGGUGGCAUUUAAACAACAGGAAGUGUGUCCCUAAACAGAAACACACAUAUAAUCCCACAAAGCUGACCAUUCUGUCUUCCCACACUACAUUGGUUGAACCCUCUCUUCGUCUCCACCUUGUGCCAUCCACUGAAAGAAAAGAGAGUUUGACUUUUCAUGUCCCAGUGACAUUCAUUCACUUGUUGGGGGACUUCUAGCUGGGAGACAUUCCUCUGUCUGCUUUCCAGUGUAACUUUUUGGUGACAGGGGCUUCGUCUCUACUCAGUGCUUCAGCUUUGGUCAUUCUAUUCCAAAACCAUUAGUGUU
Molecule: messenger RNA, 3415 nt
Organism: Enhydra lutris kenyoni (northern sea otter)
Lineage: Eukaryota; Metazoa; Chordata; Mammalia; Carnivora; Mustelidae
Product: pyruvate dehyrogenase phosphatase catalytic subunit 2
Biological process (GO): protein dephosphorylation
Molecular function (GO): cation binding; protein serine/threonine phosphatase activity
Source: RefSeq, a predicted model, not a curated record